Messenger RNA from Anguilla rostrata (American eel), 2973 nucleotides. Its product is annotated as protein MEMO1-like. The transcript has 9 exons. The coding region runs from base 77 to 970 and encodes 297 amino acids. The record is from RefSeq and is a predicted model, not a curated record. NCBI's taxonomy places the organism in Eukaryota, Metazoa, Chordata, Actinopteri, Anguilliformes, Anguillidae.
UUUCUUCUUUUCGUCUUGCUACUUUUUUUUCCUGAGAAGGUGUUACCUGAACAAGAUAGGCGGCUUUGGCACUAAGAUGUCGAACCGAGUGGUGUGCAGAGAAGCAAGUCACGCCGGCAGCUGGUACACCGCUUCAGGAUCGCAGCUGAAUGCGCAAUUAGAGGGCUGGCUGUCUCAAGUGCAGUCUUCGGUAAAACCUGCCAGAGCAAUCAUCGCACCGCAUGCUGGGUACACUUACUGCGGAUCCUGUGCAGCGUACGCUUACAAACAGGUGGACCCCACUGUCACUCGAAGAGUCUUCAUUCUGGGCCCCUCCCAUCACGUGCCACUGUCCCACUGUGCCCUCUCGCCCGCCGAAAUCUACAGAACGCCGCUGUACGACCUCAAGAUCGACCAGAAGGUUUACGCUGACCUCUGGAAAACCGGGAUGUUCGAGCGCAUGAGCCUGCAGACGGACGAGGACGAGCACAGCAUCGAGAUGCACCUGCCCUACACGGCCAAAGCCAUGGAGAGCCAUAAAGACGAGUUUGCCAUCGUGCCCGUGCUGGUGGGCGCCCUGAGCGAAGCCAAGGAGCAGGAGUACGGCAAGCUCCUCAGUAAAUACCUGGCCGACCCCUCCAACCUCUUCGUCAUCUCAUCGGACUUCUGCCACUGGGGGCACCGGUUCCGCUACACCUACUACGACGAGUCCCAGGGGGAGAUCUACAGAUCCAUCGAGCACCUCGAUAAAAUGGGGAUGGGCAUCAUUGAGCAGCUAGACCCUAUAUCCUUUAGCAAUUACUUGAAGAAGUAUCACAACACAAUCUGUGGACGUCACCCCAUCGGAGUACUGUUAAACGCUGUGGCUGAGCUGAAGAAGGUCGGGCUGGACAUGAACUUCUCCUUCCUCAACUACGCCCAGUCGAGCCAGUGCAGGAGCUGGCAGGACAGCUCGGUCAGCUACGCAGCCGGAUCGCUGGUGGUCCACUGAGGAGGGACCCGUCGAACCCCCCCGCACCUCGGCCCCACCCGCCCCCCCCCUCCCCCCCUCAGAAAGCAGUUUUGGCUUCGGAGUCCCUCCCCGCUCCCCCCGCCCCUUUUCAGGACCGGGUCAGACUGAUGUGCUUGGGGUACAUUACUAACGCACAGCAACCAUUACAAACACACGUAGGAGAAAUAUGCGCCCACCGUCUUAUCUCCCCCUCCCCUCCCCCGCCCCCCUCAACUUGUGCGUUUCCCAGCUUGAGACCUGGUUGAAACCACCUUUCCCCACCCCCCUUUGUGUUUGGGGGGUGGCUGGCAUUGAUUCAGUAUGCUAGUGCAAGUGACACAGCCAGUUUUGUGUUCACUAUGAGCUGGCUGGGGGGUUUGGGGGGGCAAGGGGGGUUUGGGGAGGGGUGUACGAGGCAUGCCAGGACUUUUUGAACUUCACACACCUCCCCAUUUUCCUGAGUGACAGAAAAAAGAACAAAAAAAAACAAAAACAAAUUGUGAGUUGGGGAAAAAUAUAUAUAUAUAUAAAAGCAUUUAUCUUUACAUUUGCACUCUGCAGAACUGUACACUUGUAUUCUGUUAAAAAAAGGAAAAAAACGUUAGCUGUGCUGGAUGUACACUGAAACUGCAAAGGCGCUUUUAUUUUUAACGAAUGAUACCGGACAGGAAGAGAGAAAUAUCAGCUGCUCGUGCAUCUUUUUGGAAGCGUACAUAUAAGCCGUUUAGGUAGCUACUGCCAACACAAUACAACAGAGGCCUACUGUUGCAGUUUCUAAUAAAAGGGCUACACACACACACACGUGCACACACAAGUCCACUAACAUUCUGCUGUACAAUCUAUACCAAAAAAAAAAUAAUAAUCACCUGUUUUUAGACUUUUUUUUUCCCUCCCCGGUCUUUUUCUCAUUUUACCGGUCUUGUUUUUUCACAUAUUCUUUUCCAUAUUUGUUUUGAUUCUACCUUGAUGUUGACCUGCAGGUUUGAAGUUGACCUAUAAGCAUUCAGUAGCACAUUUUUAGCGUAUGCAUUACUGUAGUUCAGCCUUCCCUUUCCAUUAUAAAGUGAGAUUGUGUUUUACGACUGGUGUAUUUUAUGCAUUUGCCCUGAAUUGAUCUUUAUUAUUUUUUGAUCCUGUGAAGUAACAAAACUUAAGAUGCGGUGUGUCAUGCCGAACAGAGUCCCAACUUUUGGCCUGAUUUGGUGAAUAGCAAUUUUCGAAUUUCCUUUCGUCUUGGAGUGACGAUUAGAUGCGUCGUCGCAGACACAAGGUUUGUGUUCGUCACAUUUCCGAAAUAUUUCCACGUUCCUAAAGUGUGAGGUGCCAUAACUGCCCGUUCAGAUGCCACAAAUGAACUGGUUAAGUUGUUUUUGGGGGCAGGUGCACGUCAAAUCCAGUCUGCUGACUGAGCAGCUUGCAGACUGUGCUGGUUUCGCCCGUGGCUACCGUUAUCGGGACGUAAAGUAUCCCUCCCCCACCCCCUCUUAAUUGAAUUUUCCGCAACCAUGUUUGCGCCUUCAUUUCCCAGCAUGCACAGCCAUUCGAAUCCAAAGUCAGGACAGCGAAAGCCAUUUAUUUUUGUUCCAGUAUCUGACCGUUUGCCCCCCCCCAGGUUUACAGAGUGGGUCGUUCCUUUGCCCGUUUGCACCUCCCUGUGUUGAGGCUUCACGAGGAGCUGUGCAUUUCGGAGUUAAGGACCCGUUAGCACAAGGCUCGCCAGCCUGGCGCCCGCCUGAUCUCCCUGCAGAAAGACUCGGAGAGAGGAGGCUAGAUUAAACGUGUUUAUCUGUUCAUCAUUUUGUUUGUCCUUGUCAAUUGCCGAGAGAGAAAUGGAGUGGUCUGCACUUGAAGUCAAGAACCUCUCUUGUUUAAGAAAAAAAAAAAAAAAACAAAAAACUGCAGCACUCCACGGUGGAGUCUUUUUAUCUCAGGUUGCAUUGAUUAAGCACCCGGUAUGCUCUGCAGAUGUUAUCCAGAGAUCAUUAUAAAUGUUUAAAGAAAAA